AUGGCGUCCCUUCCAAACGCACUGUCCCUCUUUCUGUCGAUAGCGGUCCUGGGUCUAUGCAUCUCAGCGCAGUCCAACGAUAAGCCAAACGCAAAAGUCUGGGCGGUUCUUGCGUACAUCAACCAUGGUGAAAAGACUCCCACUCUUGGCGGCUUCAAUACCGUCCUCACGCCCAUGGGAGCUCGGCAGAUGUGGAGGCAGGGGAGCGCCUUUCGCAAUCGCUACUUGGGCACCGAGAAUUCCACCUCAUUCUCAGAUUCAACGGGAAACUACACUAUUCAAGGCAUAGCCAAAGAUGCCAUCGACAAUGGCCAGCUCACCAUCAUGUCGCAGGCGGACGACUGGGUUGCCGGGGGCGCUGUGGCUUUUAUGCAAGGCUUGUACCCCCCGACUACGGACUCGUUCAACAACCUUGCCGGUGGUGAAGAGAUGGCCCAAGAUGUCUUGUCCGGUACGGGACCGAUUGAUUAUCCUCUAGGAGGAUAUCAGUACCCAAGUAUCGAGACUCUCUCCAUGUCAGACUCGGCAUCAGUUGCCAUCCAAGGCACUGUUGGCUGUUGGGCCUGGGAUACCAACGUGAAUCUGAUGAAGCAAACUGAUCCCAUAGGCCGCGCAAGGUCAACUCAGAGCCUCUAUAGGUCUCUCUUUGCCACCCCUCCUCUCCAGGGCACCAUAUCCAACGGCUCGGUCAAUUAUUGGAAUGCGUACAACAUCUUCGAAUAUGUCAACUAUAUGAAUACGCACAAUAAAACCGUCAACACUGGCUUGGGAUUCGCCAACACCACUAUUGGUGUACUCAGGAAGAACGCCUUUGAUCUGGAGCGGGCCAAGAACGGAGACAGCCUGAGCAGCGUCCCAAACUUUACUUACAACAAUAUCACCACUAUCGCCGGUCAAACCCUCGCCAUGCAAAUCGCAAGUUCGCUCAGUGCCGCCACCUUGGGAAGUCCUAAUAGCAAACUUACGCUCAUGUUUGGCUCCUUCGAGCCCAUGUUGGCCUUCUUUUCACUCAUGGGGCUCUACAAUACAAAUAACCUGCUUUCUGGACCAUUCUCUACCCUUCCAGACCCCGGUUCGGCCAUGAUCAUUGAAAUGAUCGGCCAAGACUCGGGAGACAGCGCCGGUUUACCAGACGCUCAGGAAUUCAUGGUUCGAUUCACAUAUCGAGCCAAUGCCGAUGUUGGCGAACAAUUUGCAGUCUAUCCACUGUCUUCAGAUAGCUCCGAUAGUCUGGUUAUACCUUUCACGGAAUUCCUAGGCCAGCUUCAACGUGUCUCUCAAGACUCUUUACAGUGGUGCAGCACUUGUCGGGCACUAUACGCGCCUUGGUGCACCUCAAGGUCCACGUCUUCUUCCGACUCUUCUUCUACAUCCAAGAACUCGUCCGUCAGUGCCCCCGUCGCCGGUGUUAUUGGUGCCAUGGUGACGUUGGCUGUGACUGGUCUUGCUGCACUCGCUCUUUAUUUCUGCGGAGUGUGUACUUUUGGACGACGCGCAAAAUCCAACUUGCGGAGCAGCUCCCCUGGCGGCUUCAAAGGAACAGACAAGAAGGCGAGCGAUGUCGACGUUGCAGUCACGAAGCGCGGAAUGGCGCACGAGAGGAUGGGCAGCUGGGAAUUAAGAAACGGGUCAGGCCGGCCACCGACUGGAUCUGCCGGCAUAGCGACGACGAAUCUGGGGAAUGACACGCACGACCCACGACAUUUUGAUGACGAGGACGACAUGAGCAUCAUGGCAGCGCAGCCCGUGAAAAUCCGCGAGAGCGUCUAG
This is a messenger RNA of Trichoderma aggressivum f. europaeum, 1770 nucleotides long. RefSeq lists its product as uncharacterized. The transcript has 2 exons. Gene Ontology annotation, biological process: dephosphorylation. The record is from RefSeq and is a predicted model, not a curated record. Gene Ontology annotation, molecular function: phosphatase activity. Bases 1 to 1770 code for a protein of 589 amino acids. Lineage: Eukaryota; Fungi; Ascomycota; Sordariomycetes; Hypocreales; Hypocreaceae.